Messenger RNA from Ictalurus furcatus (blue catfish), 2653 nucleotides. Its product is annotated as ras-related protein Rab-26-like. NCBI's taxonomy places the organism in Eukaryota, Metazoa, Chordata, Actinopteri, Siluriformes, Ictaluridae. Gene Ontology annotation, molecular function: GTPase activity; GTP binding. The record is from RefSeq and is a predicted model, not a curated record. Bases 511 to 1260 code for a protein of 249 amino acids. Gene Ontology annotation, cellular component: Golgi apparatus; endosome. The transcript is spliced from 9 exons.
CCUAAUUGCCUAGGCCUAGUCUUUUACUAUAUAAUUCCAGUUGGAGACCCGGAGUAAUAUCCGCAGAUAUUUCGUCUUUUCAAUUAUGCGAUGAAAAAAAAAAUACAACACUGUUCCUUUAAAACGUGUCGACUUCAACGAGCUCCCUGGAGCUAGCGCUCUCUCGGUGUGAAGUGUGACUGCAUCCGUGUAUUUCUGCUGUCAAAGCUCCAGGACAGCUAGCUAUCUGCACGGGGGAAACAGGCACAUCGGUGGUAGAAAGCGGGUGAAUGCUGGAACAAUUAUAGCGUUUGAUACAGAAUUAUAUAAUUGCACUCGCCACAUAUCAGUAAAAAAGUGUGAAACUUCGUUUCGCAUUUCCAACAGACAGUCGAAACAGGCGUAGGUGAACAUUUUAUGAGCAGGUGAGAACAGAUACGAAGGAUCCACCGAGGAGACAAGGUCUUUAGAAGAGCGUUGCGCUGGUGCUCGGUGCACGCGACUUUCCCUGCAGUCGAAGCUUUUCGCGCUAUGUCGAGGAAGAAGGCUCCAAAGGGUAAAAGCUGCAGCGCAAGCCCCUCUACCACUAAAGACAAUAACAGAUCGGGUAAAAGUGGCCUGGUGUCUGCAGUUCAGGCUAAUGGAGUGGUGCAUCCGAGCAGAGCAUCUAUCAGCAGUAGUGAAUUUUACGACGUCGCGUUCAAGGUGAUGCUGGUAGGCGACUCAGGAGUAGGGAAGACCUGUCUGCUAGUCCGUUUUAAGGAUGGAGCAUUUCUGGCUGGCAGCUUUAUUUCUACUGUGGGCAUUGACUUCAGGAACAAAGUGCUUGACAUUGAUGGGGUCAAGGUCAAACUGCAGAUCUGGGAUACUGCAGGACAGGAGCGCUUUCGCAGUGUUACACAUGCCUACUACCGUGAUGCCCAUGCACUACUGCUUCUGUAUGAUGUCACCAACAAAGCAUCUUUUGACAACAUUCGGGCCUGGCUGACAGAAAUCCAUGAGUAUGCUCAGCAAGAUGUGGUCCUAAUGGUACUGGGCAAUAAGGCUGAUGUCUCUCAUGACAGAACAGUAAGGAGAGAGGAGGGGGAGAGACUAGCUAAGGAGUUUGGGGUGCCUUUUAUGGAGACAAGUGCCAGAUCUGGCCUUAAUGUGGACCUGGCCUUCACUGCCAUAGCCAAAGAACUAAAGCACAGGUCCAUGAAGGGUUUGGAUGAGCCCAAGUUUAAAUUGCAUGAGUAUGUCAACAAGGAAAUGAAGACCACAGGGUGCUGCAGGACCUAAAACCACAAGUGUGUGUGUGUGUGUGUGUGUGUGUGUGUGUGUGUGUGUGUGCACAUAUGGUUAUCAUAAAUGUGUUUACAUUUGCCCAGCUGUGGGAAUUUUUGUUUGUUUGUGUAUGUAUGUGGACAUCUCACAUGUUUGGGUUAGUGUAUGUACCCUGAACGCAUGAUAAAUGGCAAGCAGUGAACAGUGUGCAGCAUUUCAUCAGAUUUGUUGUACCAUGUGUUGAUUUUUAGUUUAUUUUAAGCCUGGGAGAGGUUGAAGGCCUCAUGGAUACUGUAUUUUUUUCAUACUGUUUCUGGAGAAGCACAAUUCUGCCCUUUUCUAUAUAUAUGGGACAUUAAAUAAAACCACCUGCCUAAUAUUGUGUAGGUCACCCUUGUGCCGCCAAAACAGCUCUGAACUGUCAAGGCAUGGACUCCACAAUAUAUAUAUAUAGGGUGGGAUAUAUUAGGCAGCAAGUGAACAGUCAAUUCUAAAAGUAGAUGUGUUUGGAAGCAGGAAAAAUGGGCAAGGAAUAAGGAUCCGAGCAGCUUUGACAAGGGACAAAUUGUGGUGGCUAGACAGCUGGGUCAGAGCAUCUCCAAAACGAUAGGUCUUGUGAGGUGUUCCCAAUAUGUAGUGGUCAGUACUUGUGGAAGAGAUGGCACCAGGAUGCACUAUGGGAAGAAUGCAAGCCGGUGGAGUCAGUGUGAUGCUCUGGGAAACCUAGAGUCCUACCACUUAAGUACAACCCUUCAUGGCAACGGUAUUCCCUAACGACAGUGGCUUCUUUCUGCAGGAUAAUUUGCCCUGCCAACAUUGUUGUGCACUGUAAACAUGGUUCAACAAUGGCUUAAGGAACAUGACAAACAGUUAAAGGUGUUAACUUGGCCUCCAAUUUCACUAGCCUUCUAUCUGAUCAAGCAUCUGUGGGAUGUGCUGGACAAACAAUCCAUGAAGGCCCAACCUCGCAACGUACAGGACUUAAAAGAUCUGCUGUUAACCUCUUGGCGCCGGACACCCCAGCACAACUUGAGAGGUCUUGUGGAGUCCAUGCCUUGGUGGGUCAGAGCGGUUUUGGCGGCACCAGGGGGACCUACAAAAUAUUACGCAGGUGGUUUUAAUGUUAUGGUUACACACACACACACUGUAAGGUCCAUUAAUAUUUGGACAAUGACAGUUAUUGUUAAUUUAACUGUCUACCACAGUAUAAGAGAGAAGGUUAAAACAAUUAUUUGGUAAAUUCUUAAAACAAAAGAAAGCACUGGUGACCUCGAGAAUAUCGAAAGGCUUGAAAUACCACACAAAACAACUGUCGUGAAUGACAGAAGAAUUCUUUCCCCAGCAAAGAAAAAACCCUCCACAAUAGUUGGUCAGGGCAAAAACACCCUCCAGGAGGUAGGCAUACACA